UUUGAAAAAAAAAACUGAAGCAGGACACGAACCUGACAUGUUUGGCGGUUCCUGCCAACUCUACUACCUGCCCUAACCUGCGCAUCACCUCAUUCUCUCUCGCUCUGUGUCAUUUCGUAUCUAUGAAUCGAGUACUUCAAUUAGGGUUGAAGAACUUCAUUCCUCUAUCGAGUUUUGCAGCAAUUCCAGGAAGUUUUAGAAGACCAACGUUGGUUUCUUUGAGAGUGAGUGGAAUGGGAUCUAAGAGACUCCUUUCGGAUUCAACAGCACCACAAUCGGCUUCUAUGGAAGACAAGAAAGAGAAGAGGUUGAAAGGAUUGAUGGGUACCGGCGACAAUAUAGAAAAUGUUGUGGGCAGAAAAUUGGUUGACAUUCAGAGAAUCAGAGAAGAUCCGGCAAGGAUAGAGGCAAUGACUGUUCAAGAACUUAGGAGUACAUUGAGGAGUAUUGGAGUUCCUGCUAAAGGUUGCAAACGUGAUCUUGUGUCUGCUUUAAAGUGUUUUCUGGACAAAGAGAUGGAUGGUGAAGGUUCACCAGUAGCAGAGGUGCAAGCAUCCUCCAUUUGUGUGGAGAAAACAACACUCAAAGAGCAGGCUAAGAAUUUAGCUAAUGACCAUGUUCAAGAGAUCGAUAUUAUUUCGGAUGUUUCAUUAUUUCAACAGUCCAAAAGAAGUGUGAAACGAUCUCCUUCUGGUCAUAAGACUGCCCAAGUUGAUGGUAAUGUUGUCAAGAAGAAACAAAAGCUGACAAUUAACAAAGAUGAGGCUUCAGGCAGGAAGGCCUCUCUGGAAAGCAAAAAAGUAUCAUCUGAUAUUUUUGUCGAAAAUGGUGAGGAUGAUUGUGAAGUUCUUCCCAUUGAUCGAGUUGAACCAUGGACGAUUCUUGCCCACAAGAAACCUCAGAAAGGGUGGAUUGCAUAUAAUCCUGGAAGCAUGAGGCCUCCACCUCUUAGUGGGGAUGCAAAGUUCGUGAAGCUUAUGUCAUGGAAUGUCAAUGGGAUAAGAGCAUUACUGAAGUUAGAGGGAUUCUCUGCGCUUCAACUUGCCCAAAGGGAAGAUUUUGAUAUCUUGUGCUUGCAGGAGACCAAAUUGCAGGAGAAGGAUGUUGAAUCAAUUAAACAUUGUCUCAUUGAUGGGUACGACAACAGCUACUGGACAUGUAGCAUUUCCAAGCUCGGCUAUUCUGGCACGGCAAUCAUCUCUCGAGUAAAGCCACUUUCAGUCACGUAUGGCCUAGGCAUGCCAGAUCAUGAUAGUGAGGGGCGGCUUGUGACAGCAGAGUUUGAUUCAUUUUUUUUGUUGUGCGCAUAUGUUCCUAAUUCUGGAGAUGGCUUGAGAAGAUUGUCAUACAGGACAACACAAUGGGAUCUAUCUCUCAGUGAGUACAUGAAAGAGCUGGAAAAGUCUAAACCUGUCAUUUUGACUGGGGAUCUUAAUUGUGCUCAUGAGGAGAUUGAUAUAUAUAAUCCCGCUGGAAAUCGACGAAGUGCAGGGUUUACAGAUGAAGAAAGGCGAUCAUUUGCUACAAACUUCUUAUCGAGGGGAUUUGCGGAUACGUUUAGGAGACAGCAUCCUGAUGUUGUUGGCUAUACCUAUUGGGGUUUUCGACAUGGUGGUCGUAAAACCAAUAAAGGUUGGCGGCUUGACUACUUCCUUGUGUCAGAGUCCAUAGCUGACAAAGUUCAUGACUCGUACAUUCUUCCUGACGUAGCCGGUAGUGAUCAUUGUCCUAUCGGCCUUAUUCUCAAGCUUUAGUUUUGCUACCAGCUUCUUAGAGCUAGAGGGGUCGAGAACAAUUUGCUGGAGAAUCAGUGAUGGAAAGAAAUGACCUCCAGCUAGCCUGCUAUUGCAUUAGGGUUUGUCAUUUUUGGUUCACAGCCGGAAUUAGGGUGUGUUGAAGGUUGUAGUAAUUCCAUAGGAGUGAGAUUUUUGGCAAGAUUGAGCUUGGUGUACGUUGAUUGGCUAAAAGGAUUUUGUAGGAGUAAUGUGUUUUGAAUUGUUUUAAGAUGUUAACCUUUCUAUAAUAUAUAUAUAUAUGUCUAU
This is a messenger RNA of Tripterygium wilfordii, 2042 nucleotides long. RefSeq names its product DNA-(apurinic or apyrimidinic site) endonuclease, chloroplastic-like. NCBI's taxonomy places the organism in Eukaryota, Viridiplantae, Streptophyta, Magnoliopsida, Celastrales, Celastraceae. Gene Ontology annotation, molecular function: DNA binding; endonuclease activity; phosphoric diester hydrolase activity. Gene Ontology annotation, biological process: base-excision repair. The record is from RefSeq and is a predicted model, not a curated record. The coding region runs from base 123 to 1754 and encodes 543 amino acids. The transcript is spliced from 12 exons. Gene Ontology annotation, cellular component: nucleus.